GAGGCGGCGACAGGCAGGUCUCUGCCUCUUUCGGUGCGGAGGAGGUUUGCGGGCGCCGCACGGAGGACGGCGUGGAGGCGCGGCCUGCCUCCCUCCACAGCCAGCGGCGCGCCCGCUCGGCCGACCCGCGGGGAACUGGGGCCCGGCGAGCUCGCUGCGCAGGCUUCCUGGGAGUUACUGAUUAUCUUUGAAGAAUCAUGAAGUCACCCUCGGUUGUUAUGCUUACUCUCACCAUCCUGGUGUUCCUGACAUGGGUCCCUAUGUCACUGAGUUGUAACAAAGCGCUCUGUGCCAGUGAUGUGAGCAAAUGCCUCAUUCAGGAGCUCUGCCAGUGCCGCCCUGGAGAAGGAAACUGCUCCUGCUGUAAGGAGUGCAUGCUGUGUCUUGGGACCCUCUGGGAUGAGUGCUGUGACUGUGUUGGCAUGUGUAAUCCUCGCAACUAUAGCGACACGCCACCAACUUCGAAGAGCACGGUGGAGGAGCUUCACGAGCCCAUCCCUUCCCUCUUCCGCGCGCUCACGGAAGGAGACACCCAGCUGAACUGGAACAUCGUCUCCUUCCCUGUUGCAGAAGAGCUCUCACAUCACGAGAACCUGGUUUCAUUUUUGGAAACCGUGAACCAACCCCACCACCAAAACGUGUCUGUUCCCAGUAACAACGUUCAUGCUCCGUAUUCUAGUGACAAAGAACACAUGUGUACUGUGGUUUACUUUGAUGACUGCAUGUCCAUACAUCAAUGUAAAAUAUCCUGCGAGUCCAUGGGUGCUUCCAAGUAUCGCUGGUUCCAUAAUGCCUGCUGCGAGUGCAUCGGUCCAGAGUGUAUCGACUAUGGUAGCAAAACUGUCAAAUGUAUGAACUGCAUGUUUUAAGGAAGGAGAAGAUGUAUAGACAGAAGCAGUUUCGUCAGAGGUGUGAUAUGGAAAGCUAUUCAGCAAUGUCUACUGGUUGCAUCCAAAUGCAGCAGGUUGAGAAGAUGUAAAGAGUUUGGACUGAGUUACUUUUAAAGUCUGACAAAUCGAGGAUUGUGCUGACUUCCAAUUCUAAUUGCUCUUCCUGCCUGCUGCUGGUGGGAGCCCUUUCUUCUAAACACCUACAGCCUUGGUCAUGUGAGAAGCAAGUGCAUAGAGAAUGCCUGCAGAGAGGAGAGGCUUCUAACACAAAGCCUCCUGUCAUUUUCUGCCACAUUCCAGAAGCCUCUUGUGUCAAAGGUUUAGAGCAUUUUAAUGAGUUAUGAUUUCUUCACUGUACUACUCCUGGGACACUGAGUUUUUAGAGUUGUUUGCCAUUUUCCACUGUGCCUGGUAUUAUUUAUCUGUUCUGUGCGUAUGAUAGAUAUUCAUAUAGAUCAUUCUGAGAUCUCACCAAAAGAUCACCAUAAAAGUUUAGUUCUGUGCGUAUGAUAGAUGUUCACAUAGAUCAUUCUGAGAUCUCACCAAAAGAUCACCAUAAAAGUUUAAUUUGAAACCUCUUUACAUUGGUUUUUGAAGGUAAACGUUUACUGUAUUUUACAAUGUAGAACUCUCUGGAGCACUCAGUCCUGCACUCCACAUACGACAAAGCUGUAGGGAGAGUCUCUCCUCCUCCAGCCCAGGCCCAGAGUGCUGGUGUGGGUCAUAUGAAGCAUCUUUACAAGAAUUGCCUGGCACACCUGAGGCUUUGUGAAGAGCACGGCUCGGUAAACAGGAAGGGAGAGCUUUUUCUGACUUAAGGUGCCAGCAUAAAGAGCUCCAGGAAUGGGAACCCACUGCCACCUGGACUCCAGGGACACGGCGCCCCUUGUGUGGAGAUGGCAGUGCUGUGCUCGCUGGACGGGGGAGUGAGCCUGCUCAGGCUUAGAGCCACGUCCUGCAGUGGACGGGUGGUCAGAGGGGACAGAGCAGAGAAUCCAGGUAUGAACGGGGAGGGUUGAAAAUGGGGAUUCUAACAGAAACAAACUUAAAACUAUUUACAUUCAUUAUUUUGUUAUUUUGUAACCUUUCCUUUAGGUUUGUAUCUGAAUCAAGUGUUCUCCUUAAACAAAGGAAAUCACACAGUAGGAGGUUAAGAUUAUGAACUGCUACCUGCUCCCCCCACCCCCAGAUAAUUCUGUUCAAGAUGACAUUAACUCUAAAUACACUACAGAACAUUGUGUCAAUGAAGAUAAGUUUCAACAGUAUGUGCCCUUCUUGGUAGUGAAAUCUUGGUCUUCAAGGGUGAAACUGAAACAUACAUGUUUAUGUUCUCUUAGCUUUACAAAAUUAUUAAUUUCUCAAAUAGUAUAUAUUUGAAUUAUAAAUAACUUUCUAGGAAUACCUCUUUGUAUAUCUAAAUAUUUUAGUAUAUAAAAAUAGAUAAUGCUUUUUGUAUUCAUUAUCCGAACAGUAGUUACAAGAUCACAUGUGAUAUUAUGAUUAACUUUCCUAAAAUAUAAAGACUUGAUACCUUUUCUCUCAGAUAACUCUAAUGAACACUCAAGGUACUUUAGCCUUUUAAAAAGUUGAAAUUUAGCUCAUGGAUGUAUUUUUCAGAUGGGAAAACAUUGGGAUGUCUUCUUACUUUUACCUAGAAUGCCUCUGUUUACAAGUGCCUUGAAAACAAACAUUAGCUCCCGUUCUUCACUAAUAACUAUAAAACCGAAGGUUUUCUUGAACUUAAGAGAGAAAAUUUUAAAGAUAUCUGCAGCCAGCUGCUUCAUUUCCACUUUACUGUUUUUCAGAAUCAUUUAUACCUAGGAAUAGAGGAAUGUUUUUGUGUUUAUUGACAACAUGCUUAAUUUUCCAUAAAUAUGUCAGCAAGCUUUUUUUUUUAACUGCAUUUAUCUUCCUUUUUUGGUGUUCAUUAUUAAACUCUAAAAUAUAUAUCACUUAUUGGAAGAAUAAUUUCUUGAACCAUGUUGUGUUUUAACUGAUUUUUCUUAUCACUAUUUCUCCCAAUAGAAAUUAUCCCUAAAUAUAAUGGUAAGUUUUACAUUCAAAUUUACCUAACUUUCUGAUUUAUGAAGGAGUUAAAGCAUUCACCUAAACAAUUCCAUUUCCAAUUCUAUAAUGUAUUUCAGGUUUUAAACAAUAGUUUUCCAAAUUAAAAGUAUAGCAUUUGGGAAACUGAUAGCUCUACUAUAAUUUAUACCAUCUAUUAUCAUUCUAAGCACAAUUCACUUCUAUAUUAAAGCUCUGGUUUAAAAAAAAAUAAAAAAUCAUUUUGUGACCUUUUUUAUAACUAGAUCCAAAAAAAUUAAAUCUUAAACCAGUAGGUGUUCUAAAAGUCAUAUAUAAAAGUUUCUGUCCUUUAGUAAGACAUGUCUGUGCUUUUCUGCCCCCCCAUAACAUCUAAUUAUUACUAAGACUGUGCUCACAACAGUAGUACCAAAUCAAAUGAUAAUCCAAGUACAGUAAGAUACAUAGAUGCUAUAAAAGAGAGUCAUUCAUUUAGAAAUAUGAUUUCUAAAGUUUCAGAAAGCAAACUCGAUAAAAUGUUAGGAUAUUUGAAUAACUUUAUUAAUAGAAUAGCAUCACAAUAGAGAAAAGAAGCCAAGACAUCUGGAAAAUGAGGUAAAUAUAAAAAGCCACAUAUUUAAAGUUUGUUUUUAAUGAAAUCUUCAUUGAAGAUUUUUAAAAUCUAUUCUGCUUUCCCAAGAGUUUAUGUUUAUUGUAUUUUACAUAUAAAAUUAUGUAUUUUUUCCUUUGGUUGUCCCUAUGAACAAAAAAGUAUUUUAAUAAAAAAUUGAAAUGAG
Molecule: messenger RNA, 3709 nt
Organism: Odocoileus virginianus texanus
Lineage: Eukaryota; Metazoa; Chordata; Mammalia; Artiodactyla; Cervidae
Gene: TWSG1
Product: twisted gastrulation BMP signaling modulator 1
Biological process (GO): regulation of BMP signaling pathway
Source: RefSeq, a predicted model, not a curated record